Messenger RNA from Durotheca rogersii, 1850 nucleotides. RefSeq lists its product as uncharacterized. The coding region runs from base 242 to 1555 and encodes 437 amino acids. The record is from RefSeq and is a predicted model, not a curated record. Gene Ontology annotation, cellular component: nucleus. NCBI's taxonomy places the organism in Eukaryota, Fungi, Ascomycota, Sordariomycetes, Xylariales, Xylariaceae. The transcript has a single exon. Gene Ontology annotation, biological process: DNA repair; DNA alkylation repair. Gene Ontology annotation, molecular function: dioxygenase activity; zinc ion binding.
AACACAUCAACACUUUUGUCUGUGCCUGUGUCUCUACUUUCCUAAGGUUGUCUGGCCUGAGCCUCAAUUCCACAUAUUCAAACCUAUCCGCCCGGGAUGAUGCUUCGGUAUCUGCCAGCUUCAAUCGGCUAUGGGGUUGAAUAGCGCCACUACAUUAGGACAUUGAAACCACCUCCCCUAAGUACCUAGGUGCCUACACCAUCCGUUAGGUGGAAAUUUCACACCAUCGUCACAGCACGCUAUGGACGCAUUCUUGAAAGGAACGAAGAGGAAGCCGUCUACUACCGUGAGCUUGCCAUCGGAAGAUGACGAGUCGACAGACCUAAAAUUAGCUAUCCUCUCGUCCUUACACUCUGCCACCAGCCAGGAGGUAUUGCUUGAAGCACUCUUGGCGCAUGAUGGUUCUGUGGAGGCAGCAUCCACCUCUCUAGCCGGUGUUGGUUCAACAUAUCCCGUGAAGCAACGUAAAGGCGUAUCUAGCCUCCAGACCUCGCUGAGAUCAUUCAUAUCCAAGCCUCUAGCUAGAGAGCGGCCCGCGUCGGCUAAGAAACCGAGGCUACUUUCCAAGAAGGGGGCGACUCUUCACCUAUUUGACCCGGAAGAUAUAUCAGAACACACUCCGUGUAGUAUCAUUCACAAUUUUCUACCGCCCGAUGAAGCCAACGAUCUUCUCAGGGAAAUGCUAGAUGAAUCUAGCUCGUUUGAGAAGAUCACUUUCAAGCUAUUCGACAAUGUCGUCCAAAGCCCACACACCUCCAGCUUUUAUGUGGGGACGCAGGCUGAGAUCGACUCCCAGAAGCACGACUACUUCUACAAUGGAGCUCGUUUGACCGAUAUCCGACAUAUCACGCCCCAACUUUCGCGGGUAAGGCCGCGAGUCGAGGAAGCAGUGAAUAGAGAAAUCCAGAACCGCAUCCGGACUCGUUACCCCGGAGGAGAAAAGCUCAGAUAUCAGUCCCCGGGUCUAUGGUCUCCAAACUGCGCCAUGGUGAAUUGCUACGAUGGACCCCAACAGAAUGUCGGUUAUCAUAGCGAUCAACUGACCUACCUGGGCCCGCGAGCCGUGAUAGGCUCGCUGUCUCUAGGAGUAACCAGAGAAUUCCGCGUCAGGCGGGCCGUGCCAAAGGAUUCCGACAACGACGAGACCGACGAUCCUGACGCCGAAGGACAGAUCUCUAUACACCUCCCACAUAACUCGCUCUUGGUGAUGCAUGCGGAGAUGCAAGAGGAAUGGAAGCACUGUAUUGCUCCAGCUCAGACAAUCGAACCUCACCCCAUCGCGGGCAAUCGAAGAAUCAAUAUAACCUACCGCGACUAUAAGCGGGGGUUUCACCCAAAGUACACACCGAGAUGCAAAUGCAGCAUUCCAGCCGUUCUGAGGGUUGUCCAAAAGAAGAGAGAUAAUUACGGGAAGCACUUUUGGAUGUGUUAUGCUGGAAAUGUGCCUGGUAAGGAGAACUGUUCGUUCUUUCAGUGGGCCGACUUCGACGACGACGGAAAUCCUAGCUGGGAUCAGUCUCGCUGUAAGAAAACUGCCCCAGAUGGCAACACUUAAAGCGACAAAGCGCAGAUACGAUGACUCUAUCAAGACGCUCGAUCCACAUGCAAUCGCAGAUACCUAUUUGACGUGACAGGACCAUGGCAUCACAAUAGCCAGGCAGCCCUUACCGUCGUUUAGAUUGCAUAUAAUGGUUGGAUCAGAGCCAGGAUUUUGAUUCCGACGACCGCGAACUACGGCUGCCUGCAACUACGGGCCUCCGACCCCGUGCCCCUUUGAUAUCGAUACUCUACGGCUCGACAUAUCGCGGUUCGAUGAUGUUGUAGCCGUCGAACUGUUGCACGUUCAAAUC